AGACGUUUGGCCGAUGGGAUUGGAUCGCGCGUUGGGGUAGUAGUGGUAGACUAAAGCCUGCUGGCGGAGCUCGCGAUUGUGUCGAGAGACCGACUUGAAUGUGUGUACAAUCCCGAGGUGCAUCAUCGUGGCGUGCGUAUCAUCUGCGAUUUUUUUUUUUUCCAUUGCCUAUCGCGCGACUCGUGCAGGUCUUCGCGCAAACGCGCGUGUGGUAACGUAACCGCGAAACAAUAAUCGCGUACAAUAAUCUAUUUUCCUGGCAAGUGUUGCGAGAGAAACGAUCUUGUUGAUUUGUGUUGACACAUUCGCGCAAAAGUAAACAGCGCUCAGCAAAGAGGGGAAGGAAGCGCGACGAUCGCUCGAAGUGCUCGGCGAUACCUCGUGAAGGCAGCUGGCGAUACAACUUUGCGAGAUCGUUUCCGCUCGUUCCCGCAUUCACCCCACGCGUAUCGCGGCAAACGAUUUAUCCGAGAACGAUCUCGUGGAUCGCGAGCGUCGGGGCGACGACGACGAGGCCGACGACACAUGGACAGAAGCGGCGAUACAUGGAAGAGGAAGGAUCGGCCGUCAGCUGAGGGGGAGACGGGUAUUCCGUGCCGAUCGUCAGAUUCGAGCUCUAACAAACGAUCGCGCCGACGAUCGCUUAGACAAUUGUGCAAAGGGGAUGCCGUGAUGGCCCAUCCGUCCGUGAGCAACGCGCUGUCUUACGUGCUCGCACGACAGAUCGACGACAAGGUCGACUACUGCAGGAGACUGAUCUCCACCAGAUUCGAGAAUUCCGAAAAUCUGUUCAAGAAGGACCUGCUGUCCCACUACGGAUGCGUAAACGCGAUCGAGUUCUCGAAUCAGGGGGAUCUGCUCGUGUCCGGAGGUGAUGACAGAAGAGUCUUGUUAUGGCGAGUCGAGCAAGCGAUACAAGGUAUGGGCAAGCCCACCGUGAUGAAAGCCCAACACAACAGCAACAUAUUCUGCCUUGGCUACGACAGCAGCAAAACCAAAAUAUUCUCAGCAGGAAAUGACGACCAAGUUAUAGUUCACAAUUUGCGAACAUGCAACGCCAUCAAUCUUUUCCCUCAUGAAAAACCCGUUUACGGGUUGUCCAUUCAUCCGCACAAUGAUGAUGUAUUUGCCAGCGCCUGCGACGACGGGAGAGUUUUGAUUUACGAUAUACGUAGCACUAGUACCAACGAAACGUUUUGCCUGGCACAAUACAAAAGCGCCUUCCACUCCGUCAUGUUCAAUCCCAUGGAUCCUAGAAUGCUCGCUACUGCCAAUGCUAAGGAGGGAGUCAGUAUGUGGGAUGUCCGAAAACCAUUGGAGCCUGUAAUGUGCUACGGAAGUCCGCAACAAAGCUGCAUGAACGUUAGAUUUAACUCGGUGGGCAAUCGGUUGCUAGCCUUACGAAGAAGACUACCGCCAGUUCUUUACGCCGUCGACUCGGCUACAUAUUUGUACGAGUUCGAUCAUCCCGGAUAUUACAACAGCUGUACCAUGAAAUCCUGCUGUUUCGCAGGCGAAAACGACGAAUAUGUUCUCUCCGGUUCGGAUGAUUUCAAUUUAUACAUGUGGAAAAUUCCACCACCGGGCAGCAAGCCUUGGGUGGAGAACGCGCAUAUGGUGCUGCGGGGUCACAGAUCGAUCGUCAAUCAGGUUCGAUACAACCAAGCGAGCUGUAUAUUCGCGUCGUCCGGUGUCGAGAAGAUAAUUAAGAUUUGGAGUCCGUUCACGCUCGGCAAAGGAUGCUUGGGCGGAUUGAGGAAAGAUUCCGGUAAACGGGAGAAGCAACGCAGAGUGUUCACGCAUGACGAAUACAUAGGGCUGGUUCUACGCAGCGGGCAGUUUAUGACGCACGAUUACAGCCACCAAUCGACGAAGGAGGAUCCGCGAAUGAUGGCCUUCUUCGAUUCACUUGUUCAACGCGAAAUCGAAGGCUGGAGUUCCGAGGAAGUUCACACCGCUCCGCAUACUCCUAGCGACUCCGAAGUCAAUCAGCCAACGGGCGAGCCCGACAGUCCAACGGAUGUUGACGGUUAUACUACAAUUUCAGAGGACGACGAUGCUUCCGAAAGGCCGCUGGAGUCACCGAAUCGCAUAACUCGGCUCAUCGCGAAUCGCAGAGAGAAGCUUCUGCGUAUGGCCGCGAUGGAGCGUUCGUUUUCCGAGAGUGACGACGACAGUGCGCGCGCAAAACGUAGAUCCAAGUCGAAGUCGAAAUCGAAGGACUUCAAGAGAAAAUGCAGCCGUGGAUGCCGAAUUAGAACGUCGACGCCCAAAAAGAGGUUUACAGUGGUUACUAUGUCGAAAGUUAUAUUGACAAAUUUAACGGGAAGUGACGACGAAGGACUGAUCGAUGCCGCUCAACCUAGUACCAGUUCCGGUGUGAUCUCACGAAGAUCGUCGCGGUACGUUAGCGGUGCGAUCGAAAAGAACAAUAAACGUUCGAGAUACAGCAGCAGCAGCAGCAGCUCCGAGGACAACGACGCCCACAGAAAACGAAAAUAUUCCGAGACCGAUUCGGACGCGUCGGUGAAGACGCGCCGACGGAGACAUCGAAAGUACAAGGACAACUCACGACACGAGAACAAGAAUCGGAGCAAACGGCAAAAGCUUGACGACGAUUCGGACGCGGAAAGAACUGCCAGCACGCGAAAUUCUCCGAACAACAGAAAGAUCAGAUCGUCGACGCCGAACAACAAGUCGCUUCAAGUUCCUUGCACUCCCGACAGCGGCAUCAAGUCGGGAGUUUCCUCGACGGAGGGAAGAACCAGCGAACGUAACGGUCGAAACGACGGGAACACAGACGAUUGCUCCGAUCGCGAACAGAAGCAAAACAGUCUUCAUUGUUUUCGGUUAAAGGUUGAGGAGCUGGCGAAACGAAGCUAUCGCCAUCGAACUAUGCCGCCUCGUAAUCACUUGAUCUCGACCUCCAGCGACACUUCCGACUAAAAAAAAAAAAAAAAAAAAAAAAAAACAGCUUUCCCGUUUUUUAAAUUUCCCCGAGCUCCUCUUCUCCGAUGUGCUCCGAUUUUUCUAUCCUCCCUAAAACCCUCUUUCCCUUUGUACAUACAAGUAAUCUGUGAUUCCUUGAAAUAUUGGCCGCGUUCAGCAGAAUUCAGCGCUUUGUGCUUACCGCCUGUGAUUGGCCUGUUCUUCUAAGAUCUUAUCUAUCGCACGUGUGAGAGAGAGAGAGAGAGAGUGUAUGCCAAUGACAAAUAAUAAUCGCAAAGCGCUUUUUCAAAAAAAGCGCACGGUUCUUCUGAACGUGAUCAUUGAUAUUUUUAUAACAUUAAGUUGAAUCACGUUCGAGCAUGCGUACGAUUUCUUUUUUUUUUUUCUGUUUUUCUUUUUCUCAUCUUUUAUUUAGAUCUCAUCGUCCCAACAACAAUUCAAUUCACACGAUGGGAAUUCGUAUAUUCGAUUCUUGUCUCAGUCUAAUUGCUGAUUUCCCUCGUGACGUCUUUAAAUAACGUGUUCGUGAAUUCGUCAGUUAGAUAAGCGAAUUUAUCUAGAAGGUGUUGUUUGAAAUAUCUCAUCUCGUCCCCCUUGUCCCCUCCCCUCUCCCCCUCCCCCUCCCACAUCUCUUCAUCGCCCGUUAAUGCCAUUAUUGUGACUGUCGAUGCUUGAUUACUACUCCGGGACGGUGUCCGAUUAAUUAUUGCGAGAUCAUUAUAAUGAAUCCGACUAAAAUCCCAUAUAUAAUGAAAUUGUGUAUAAUUGAAGUACCGCGACAAACAAGAAAAAAACAAAAAAAACAAAAACAAAAAAAAAAGCAUGGAUUGUAGAUGCGAGCCGCAUUUAGAUUUAAAUGUCCUGCGACGAUUCGACUAUAAUGUCACUGGUGACACACAGUACUUGUGCGAAAGAUGGAAAGUAAUAUAAAAAAAAAAAAACUGAUAUACAUUUUUUUCCUAUGUGUUGAACCUUGAA
Pseudomyrmex gracilis is the source of this 3927-nucleotide messenger RNA. RefSeq names its product DDB1- and CUL4-associated factor 5. The transcript has 8 exons. The record is from RefSeq and is a predicted model, not a curated record. The coding region runs from base 526 to 2946 and encodes 806 amino acids. Gene Ontology annotation, cellular component: cytoplasm; Cul4-RING E3 ubiquitin ligase complex. Gene Ontology annotation, molecular function: protein binding. Lineage: Eukaryota; Metazoa; Arthropoda; Insecta; Hymenoptera; Formicidae. Gene Ontology annotation, biological process: negative regulation of fatty acid biosynthetic process.